GAAAUUUCCACCGUAAAGCGUCAGUGAUCAUGGUUGAUGAGCUGCUGUCUGCCUACCCACACCAGCUUUCAUUUUCCGAGGCUGGGCUCCGGAUCAUGAUAACCAGCCACUUCCCUCCCAAAACACGUCUCUCCAUGGCCAGCCGCAUGUUAAUCAAUGAGAGACAAAGGCUGAUCAACAGCAGGACUUACACCAAUGGUGAGUCAGAAGUAGCAAUCAAAAUACCUAUCAAGCACGUGGUUGAGAAUGGAACAGGCCCCAGCAACUCCGCUGAGCGGGGUGUGAACGGCACACGGCGGGACGAAGACAUGGCUGAGGCUGGGAACGAGACAGAGAACGAGAAUGAGGAUAACGAGAACAAUGAAAACGAUGAGGAAGAGGAAGAUGAUGAUGACGAUGAUGACCAUGAAGGGCCAUACACACCUUUUGACCUACCCACUGGCAAGAUAGAAAUCUUAAAGUGGCUCUUCACAUGGCCACUGAGUUUUGUCCUGUACUUCACCGUGCCCAACUGUAACAAACCCCACUUGGAAAAAUGGUUCAUGGUUACCUUUGCUUCUUCUACUCUCUGGAUUGCAGCUUUCUCCUACAUGAUGGUGUGGAUGGUAACAAUCAUUGGCUACACACUGGGAAUUCCAGACGUGAUCAUGGGCAUCACUUUCUUGGCAGCUGGAACCAGUGUGCCGGACUGCAUGGCAAGCCUUAUCGUAGCAAGGCAAGGCAUGGGGGAUAUGGCUGUGUCCAACUCCAUCGGCAGCAAUGUUUUCGAUAUUUUAAUUGGCCUAGGACUCCCGUGGGCUUUGCAGACCCUAGCAGUGAAUUAUGGAUCAUACAUUCGGUUAAACAGCAGAGGACUUAUCUAUUCUGUUGGUCUCCUGCUGGCAUCUGUUUUUGUCACAGUUUUUGGCGUCCACCUGAACAAAUGGAAACUGGAUAAGAAGCUAGGGUGUGUGUGCCUUUCCCUUUACGGCAUCUUCCUGUGUUUCUCCAUCAUGACAGAAUUCAAUGUUUUCACUUUUGUGAACUUGCCAAUGUGCAGAGAUCACUAA
Molecule: messenger RNA, 1049 nt
Organism: Leptosomus discolor (cuckoo roller)
Lineage: Eukaryota; Metazoa; Chordata; Aves; Leptosomiformes; Leptosomidae
Source: RefSeq, a predicted model, not a curated record